GAUUUCUUCCCCUCUUUCCCACUUCCUCAAGGACAUUAACCUCUUAAAAAUGCCCUCCAAAUUCACUUGCUUCCAUACUUACACAGCAACUCCUCCCACUCUUCCUUACAAGCAGCAAUAUUUGUACGAAACCCGCUCCAACUCUUCAACCUCUCACACAAAGAACAUCUAAUCUCACCAUCUUCAAACCAACCCCUCCAAUCCACGUGACAACCUCUCCAUCUCAUCCACCUCAUCUCCCAUUUCCCUCUCCAUCCCUCCCUCCCUCAACAUACCCAAAACAAAAUGUCGUCUCCACCCGCAAACCCUCCAAUAACAGACCGCUCCUACGGCAUCAUUCCUCUCCGCCUGAUCCCCUCAACCUCUCCCUCUUCAUCUUCACCCACCUCACCCACCCCCACAACAACAAACACCCACCUCCUCCUAAUCCGCCAACGAACCCUCGCCUCGUCUGACACAUUCUGGUGUUUCCCCAAAGGCCACCCCGAACCGCUCGACGCCGACCAUCAAGCUACGGCAAUUAGGGAGUUGUUUGAAGAAACAGGCCUGAAGAUCACGCACGGUGAUUUGAUUCCUUUGUGUUCCAAUGAAACGGGAACAGAGACUGUCUUAAGAGAGAGAUACAUCACCCCAGGAAGAAAGGAAGGAAAGGAAGUCCUCUACUACCCCGCCCUAGUGCAAGGAAACCAAGAGCUCCGGAUCCAGGAAAAGGAGGUCGCGGAGGCGCGGUGGUGUGGGUGGGCGGAGGCGGUUCAACUUGCGACGUUUGGGGAGUGUAGGGCGAUGGUUGGGGGUUUGAGGGGGUUGUUGGAGAGUGGGACGGGGGUGGGAGAGGCAAAAGAGGUGGAGGGAGAGGGGAGGGGGAAGAUUUGA
Messenger RNA from Mollisia scopiformis, 873 nucleotides. RefSeq lists its product as uncharacterized. Lineage: Eukaryota; Fungi; Ascomycota; Leotiomycetes; Helotiales; Mollisiaceae. The record is from RefSeq and is a predicted model, not a curated record. The transcript has 2 exons. The coding region runs from base 286 to 873 and encodes 195 amino acids.